GUAUGAUGCGCCAUGGCUCUUCGCCGAAUGUUACCUGUGUGCGUUGAACCAGUCCCCCCACCGACGUCCGACGUCAGGCAUCAGACAUCAGACAUUAGACGUCAGAGUCAGAGUCAGAGUCAGAUGUCAGAAGUCAAAGCGAUCAUGACCAUCAAAAAUAAGGAUCAUCAUAAUAACAAGGUUGACAAUGGAAUCAAACAGACCGGCGCAUGAGCACCCUGUUCGCCAAGUCCCAACACUGGCAAGACUACGAGGUGUUUGCACCGCAGAAACUAGCAUCCUUUCAAUCCGCUCAGCCGGCAGUUGUCGAGCUGGCCAUCCGGGACCAGGACCAGGAACAUCGGCAGCUAGCGGCAGUCGAAACGAGGGCAGACGACGAGGGGGAGAGGAGCCCCGGACAGGCGGAGAAGAAGUUGCUGCUGCUGGGGAUUGCCACAGUGUCUAACGACGGACAGGGAUCCUUCUGCACGCCAGAAGCAGUCGAGCAGGUCGGCUACGGUCAUCCCCCGCUUUCUGAAAAGGAGUUGGUUGCUGUACGGUUUCUCUUUGGGCGGUGGAAUCGACUUCGAUGAGAUUCUCCUCCUAUCAACGGCUGUGGAGAGUUGACUUGUCUUACUUUGGAUUGGCCUUUUUUUAUAGGUAGUGUUUAGUAUUCU
Molecule: messenger RNA, 656 nt
Organism: Aspergillus campestris IBT 28561
Lineage: Eukaryota; Fungi; Ascomycota; Eurotiomycetes; Eurotiales; Aspergillaceae
Exons: 1
Coding region: 210-572 (120 amino acids)
Source: RefSeq, a predicted model, not a curated record